GCAGAGAUUAAUAAUUGAUUUGUUUACAGUCAUGGGUCUUAGUAAAAGGGAACUGGUAACUUUUGGUUGUCAUCUUUUAUUUGGUGACCUGCAGUGACAGAAGUGGCUGCGCCCUAGUGGAGAAAUGAAGACAGUCUUGGUUCUGCUGCUCACUGUAGCACUGGGGCAUGCAUUAGAGAGAGGCCGAGAUUAUGAACGGGAUAAAGUCUGCAAGGAGCUCACCCAGCUGGGAAAGGAUGACUUCAGAACGCUGUCACUAGUCCUCUACAGCAGAAAGUUUUCCAGCGGCACCUUUGAGCAGGUCAGCCAACUUGUUCAGGAAGUUGUCGCCUUGACAGAAGAGUGCUGUGCAGAGGGAGCUGACCCCAACUGCUAUGACACCAGGACCUCAGCCUUGUCUGCCAAGUCAUGUGAAAGUGACUCUCCUUUCCCGGUGCACAAAGGAACUCCUGAGUGCUGUACCAAAGAGGGCCUGGAGCGGAAGCUCUGCAUGGCCGCACUCAGUCAUCAGUCUCGAGAAUUCCCCACCUACGUGGAGCCAACAAAUGAUGAGAUCUGUGAGGCAUUCCGGAAAGAUCCGAGGGGGUUUGCUGACCAAUUUUUGUAUGAAUAUUCCAGUAAUUAUGGACAAGUCCCACUGCCACUUUUAGUUGGUUACACCAAAAUUUAUCUCUCUAUGGUCGGGUCCUGCUGUACCUCCCCAAGUCCAAACGUGUGCUUUUUGAAAGAAAGACUUCAGAUUAGACACUUGUCACUCCUGACCGCUAUGUCAAAUCAAGUUUGUUCACAAUAUGCUGCUUAUGGAAAGGAAAAAUCAAGGCUCAGCCAUCUCAUAAAAUUAGCCCAAAAAGUGCCUACUGCUGAUCUGAAGGAUGUUUUGCCAGUAGCUGAAGAUAUGACUGCAAUCCUCUCCAAAUGCUGUGAGUCUACCUCUGAGGACUGCAUGGCCAAAGAGCUGCCUGAAUACACAGUAAGAGUCUGUGACAACUUAUCCAAGAAGAAUUCUAAGUUUGAAAACUGUUGUCAAGAAGAAGCACCCUUGGGCAUUUUUACAUGCAUAUACUUCAUGCCAGCUGCCCUACCACUUGAGCUGCCAGCCAUUGAGUUGCCCACAAGUACAGAAAUAUGUGACCAAAGGAACACAAAAGCCUUGGAUCAGUAUACAUUUGAACUGACUAGAAGGACUCCUAUUCCAGAAGUAUUCCUCAGCAAAAUAGUGGAGACCACCCUGAGAAGCCUUAAUGAAUGCUGUGACUGGGAAGACUCUGCUGCCUGCUUUACUGAUAAGGGUUCUCAACUGAAGAAGAAAUUAUCUUCUUUCAUUGAGAAGGGACAAGAAGUAUGUGCAGAUUAUUCAGAAAACACAUUUACUGACUACAAGAAAAAACUAUCAGAGCGACUAAGAGCAAAACUGCCUGAUGCCACCCCCACAGAGCUGGCUGGCCUGGUGGACAAGCACUCAGAAUUUGCCUCCAAGUGCUGUUCCAUAAAUUCACCACCGCGCUACUGUGAUUCACAGAUUGAUGCUGAAAUGAAAGAUAUUCUGCAGUCAUAAUGCAUAUGUAUUGUCUUUGACCUCGCACUGGAACAACCAUGGAAUGAGCUCUGACAGCCAAACCAAAGUAUCCAUGGACACCCUAGGAUACUCCCUACCUUUUCCUGCUACAUUGUCUUCGUGAUCACCAUGAUGAUUUGCUAAGAGAAUAAACUGAAAUGUAAUGCAAACAAUACAACUGAGAAUGAUGGUCUUAAGAACUGUUCACACAUCUUUCACAAAGAUGAGUGGGAGGCAGCCUGAACCUCACCAGCCCUAUUUCUAGAUCUUUGUUUUUCUCUAAAUGACAACAUUGAUCAUCCACUAUAUAAUUUCCAACACAUUGAACUCCAUUCCAUAAUUGCUUCUCAGACUUACUGGGUGCCAUUAAGGAAAAGCUAGCCAGCCAUCUACCACAAACUGCCUGAGACAACUCCCUCCUUAAAAGCAAAACAAAACAACCCCUGAGACUCCCCUCUUGCUUCUUGCAAGAUGCAUGGCAUUAGGUAGUGCCCACCUUAUGAAAAUAAAACCUUUGUGGCCUGAA
Molecule: messenger RNA, 2081 nt
Organism: Heterocephalus glaber (naked mole-rat)
Lineage: Eukaryota; Metazoa; Chordata; Mammalia; Rodentia; Bathyergidae
Gene: Gc
Product: GC vitamin D binding protein
Biological process (GO): vitamin transport
Cellular component (GO): blood microparticle; cytoplasm
Molecular function (GO): vitamin transmembrane transporter activity; vitamin D binding
Source: RefSeq, a predicted model, not a curated record